Messenger RNA from Linum trigynum, 3069 nucleotides. NCBI's taxonomy places the organism in Eukaryota, Viridiplantae, Streptophyta, Magnoliopsida, Malpighiales, Linaceae. The record is from the annotation of a GenBank genome assembly.
AUGUAUGCAAGGAUAAUCAAGAGUAGUAAUCAGAAGUGGGGUUCAGUCUUCAUGCCUUCCAUACAGUCAAUUAAGACAAACACCAUGGAUCAGGCUUGUGCUCGAUCUCUAGUCCAUACAGCCGCAGUGCGAGUAUGCAACACCAAAAGAAGUUCAUUAAGGAAAUAUCAGUUUAAUUCAUUUGCAUCAUGUGGCAGUGGUAGUUAUUUUAGUAGAAGGUUCAGCACAUAUCCUAAAAGGUUGCAGUUCCGUGCAUAUAGUUCGGAGGGUGAUGGACGCAAUACAAGUGAGGAUAAGCGUGCGUCUCUAAAUGGUGCACCUAAUUUUGAUGAUGGAAAGGUACAGCCUGGGAAAUUUGGAGGAAAUCCCAGAUAUUGUGACACACAUGCUUGUCUAGGGGAACAAGAUCAGAAGGAUUGGCUUAGUAAUGAGAAGCUGACUGUAGAAGCCAAAAAGAAGGAUUCGCCUUUUUUAACUAGGCGUGAGAGGUUUAAAAAUGAGUUCUUGCGGAGGGUUGUUCCUUGGGAGAAGAUCCAUGUCUCUUGGGACACCUUUCCAUACUACAUCAAUGAAAAUACCAGAAAUGUUUUGUUGGAAUGUGUCACAUCCCACCUAAAGCAUAAGAAUUUUACUGCAUCAUAUGGGUCUCGUUUGAAUUCUUCUAGUGGCAGAAUAUUGCUCCAGAGCACUCCAGGCACAGAGCUUUAUCGGGAAAGAAUAGUGAGAGCACUUGCACAAAAGUUAGAAGUUCCUCUACUGGUUCUUGAUAGCAGUGUUCUUGCUCCUUAUGAUCUUGAUGACUGUUCAUCUGAGGAUGAUGCAGCAGAAUCAGGGGAGGAGUUAGAGUCUGAGGUCGAUGAAGAGAAUGAAGCAGCUAAUGAAGAGGAAUUGACAAGCAACGCUGAAGGAAAAUCGGAAGGUAGUGAUGAUGAAGCAGUUGAUGUGGCGGCAACUGCUGAGGCAGCCCUCAGGAAGCUCAUCCCUUACAGUUUAGAAGAAUUUGAAAAGCGAGUCGCCGGAGAAUCAGAUGCCUCUCCCGAGGCUUCGAAAUCUGAUACUGCUGAGCCUGCUGAUAACUCCAAAAGGCCUCCCAAGAAAGGUGAUCGGGUGAAGUACAUUGGCAGUUCAAAUUCUGUUGAAGUGGACAGCAGGAUCAAAUUGGGGAAGAUACCUACAUCUGAUGGUCUGAAAAAUGCUUUUACAGUAAUUCAUGGCAGGCCCCUAUCCAAUGGUCAACGUGGUGAGGUUUAUGAGGUCAGUGGCAAUCAAGUUGCUGUUGUUUGGGAUAUGUCUAAUGAUAGCCAAGCAAAGGAAGGAGAGAUACAUGAGAAGCAUGAAGAGCCAUCUGGAAAGGCACCAAUACAUUGGAUAAAUGUUAAGGACAUUGAGCAUGACCCUGACGCGGAGGCCGGAGAUUGUUAUCUUGCGUUAGAGGCAUUAUACGAGAUCUUGCAGAGCAUGCAGCCUCUCAUUGUAUAUUUCCCAGAUUUUUCACUGUGGUUGUCUAGGGCCGUACCCAAGGACAAUCGCAAAGAGUUUGUCCAGAAGAUGCAGGAAAUGUUUGACCAGCUUUCUGGUCCUGUUGUCAUGAUAAGUGGUCAAAACAAAGUUGAAACUGGUUCGAAGGAGAAAGAGAAAUUUACAAUGAUACUUCCAAAUUUUGGACGACUGGCUAAGCUGCCUCUUCCUCUGAAGCAACUCACUGAAGGUCUGAGAGGAACUAAGAGAUCCAGUUACAGUGAAAUUAACAAGCUCUUUACAAAUGUUUUGCGUAUUGAUCCGCCCAAGGAAGAAGAUAUCCUUAGAACGUUCAACAAACAGAUUGAAGAGGAUAGGAAGAUUGUGAUAUCAAGGAGCAAUAUAAAUGAAUUACAUAAGGUUCUUGAUGAAAAUGAGAUGUCAUGUGCAGACAUAUUGGAUUUAGAUAGUGACGGUAUUGUUCUGACUAAGCAGAAAGCCGAGAAAGUUGUUGGCUGGGCCAAGAAUCACCAUCUGGCUUCUUGCCUACUUCCAUCUGUUGAAGGGGAAAGAUUGGUUUUGCCUCGCCAAAGCCUUGAAGUUGCUAUCUUGAGGUUGAAAGAUCACGAAAGCGUAUCAAGAAAGCCAUCUCAAAGUUUGAAGAACAUGGCAAAGGAUGAAUAUGAAACCAACUUUGUUUCAGCCGUAGUACCACCUGGGGAGAUUGGUGUCAGAUUUAAUGACGUAGGAGCUCUCGAGGAUGUGAAGAAGGCCUUGAAUGAACUUGUUAUUCUCCCAAUGAGGAGGCCAGAGCUUUUUUCUCAUGGGAAUUUGCUGAGGCCUUGCAAAGGAAUAUUGCUUUUUGGACCUCCUGGAACUGGGAAGACUCUGCUUGCUAAAGCACUUGCCACAGAAGCUGGGGCAAACUUUAUCAGCAUAACAGGCUCAACUCUUACAUCAAAGUGGUUCGGAGAUGCUGAGAAGUUGACAAAGGCCCUUUUCUCCUUUGCCAGCAAGCUGGCUCCUGUAAUCAUAUUUGUUGAUGAGGUUGACAGUUUGCUAGGUGCGCGUGGUGGUGCAUUUGAGCAUGAAGCAACAAGAAGAAUGAGAAAUGAGUUCAUGGCGGCAUGGGAUGGAUUAAGAUCCAAAGAUAGUCAAAGGAUCCUCAUUCUCGGUGCUACAAACCGACCAUUUGAUCUUGACGAUGCUGUGAUUCGUCGUUUACCUAGGAGAAUAUACGUCGACUUGCCUGAUGCUGAGAAUCGUAUGAAGAUCCUGAAAAUAAUCCUAGGAAACGAGAAUUUACAAACGGAUUUCCAGUUUGAAGAACUUGCUAAUGUAACUGAAGGAUACUCUGGGAGCGACUUAAAGAACCUCUGUAUUGCAGCAGCAUAUCGACCGGUGCAAGAAGUCCUAGAAAAAGAAAACAUGGAACAUGACAAUGCUCAAGGUCCAGCAUUAAGACCGCUCACGUUAGACGAUUUCGUUCAGUCAAAGGCUAAGGUUGGUCCCUCCGUUGCAUUUGAUGCCGCGAGCAUGAACGAGUUGCGCAAAUGGAACGAACAAUACGGGGAAGGAGGAAGUCGGCGGAAGUCACCAUUUGGUUUUUGA